Messenger RNA from Letharia columbiana, 2439 nucleotides. RefSeq lists its product as uncharacterized. Bases 1 to 2439 code for a protein of 812 amino acids. The transcript has 4 exons. NCBI's taxonomy places the organism in Eukaryota, Fungi, Ascomycota, Lecanoromycetes, Lecanorales, Parmeliaceae. The record is from RefSeq and is a predicted model, not a curated record. Gene Ontology annotation, molecular function: transmembrane transporter activity. Gene Ontology annotation, biological process: transmembrane transport.
AUGGCGUCAAAGGAGCAGCUGAGCGGUCUCUCUCUCCGACCAUCAGAGUCCGUCCCAGGUGAUCAGGCCGAGGCCAAAACUCCAUUUUGGAAGCGAAUGUUGGGCGGCCAAGAACCGGCGAGCUCCGGGAGCUCGGUUGAUCAAGAGGAUGGAAACAAGGGCAAGCCAGAGAAAUGGAGCAUGGGGGUCCUCAACGACAGACAAACCGAUGAGGUGCCAGGCUCCAUUCUCCUCAUGUCCAAUACCAAGCACAACGAGCCUUUGGGUCUGCGCAACGCACCAGCGAGAACAUCCGCCUCCUCUUUACCUUCGCCAUUUCCUCCGAGCUCAGGAUCUGGAAGCGCAAGACCCUCCUCCCGCAGGCAACUUUCAGGCCAUUCUGUGGAGGAGAAGAAAAAGACCAAAGAUGGCAAAAUCAUACUAGAACCGCAGCCCGAGGAAUCAAUGAACGAUCCUCUGAAUUGGCCGAGCUGGAGACGAGAUGUUGCUCUGCUUUCUCUUGGCUUCUACUGCAUGCUUGGCGGCGGUAUGACACCGGUCCUCGCCGCUGGCUUCAAAGAGGUUGCAGCUACAUACGACGUCUCUAUUCCACAGGUCGCCCUUACCACUGGUCUGUACAUGAUGGGGCUAGGUGUGGGCUCGGUAGUUUUCUCGCCUACGGCGAUCCUGUUUGGCAAACGCCCGGUCUACCUCGUGGGCAUCGUCUUGUUCAUCGUGAGCGCGGUUUGGUGCGCAGUAUCACCAAACUACGCAUCGCUAGUCGUCGCUAGGGUAUUCAUGGGGCUAGCAGUAAGCCCAGUCGAAUGUCUUCCAUCGGCUACCAUUGCUGAGAUUUUCUACCUACACGAGCGGGCCUAUCGACUUGGGAUAUACACAUUGCUCCUCUUGAGUGGCAAGAAUCUAAUACCACUAGUUAGUGCGGCUAUCAUCCAAGGCUUGUCUUGGCGCUGGGUUUUCUGGAUAGUCGCCAUGGUCGUUGGAUUUUGCUUUGUGCUCAUGUUCUUGUUUGUGCCGGAGACCUUCUGGGAUCGGACACCGCGGCCACGUUCAAGAACCCUCAGACCAGGCCUAGCAGGUUUAUCGAGAAUUUUCCACCAUACGAGUAACGCGCAGGACGAGAAAGGUGGGCUGUCUGCUGGUGGCGACGGGCCGUCGGAUAUGAGAAGACUCGCCAUUGGCAACUCAGCAUCCGCCGCAGGAUCCGGCCGCGCAACGAUCGCCGAAAGAAGGCAGCAAAGGAACGCACAGCACGUUGGAUUUGCCGAUCAAGCUCAAAAAGAGAGCGAAGAUUCGUCGGAGAAGGAUGACGCAGUCUUGGUCCCGGAGUCAAAACCUCAAGGAGACGAGGACGGGCGAACUUCUCGAAAAGAUGAUCAGGCCGAGGGCGCCCAGUACGCUGGUGAAGAAGUCCCUCGAUCUUUGUCACCAGCGAGUCACAAAUUUGCGGCAAGGAUUGAGCCUAGAGGCGAAGGGCCCCAAACGCCUGGUCUUCACAACUUCAACUCUCCGUUCUACGUCGCCACUGAGAAGCCAGGUACCGAUUAUUUGAAGAAUGAGCACGAGGGAUCUGAAGUCAUUCCCGAAACGCCAGGCUCGACCGGGACGAAUCGUGAGACAGCGGCAACCAGUGUGGGGUCCUCGGUACGUGGACCUCAACGAUACACCACGUACCUCCGAACUCAGCCAGCCAAGACGUACGCGCAGACUCUCAAGCCGUGGAAUGGCAAGCUCCGACACGAGAAUUGGUUGAAGGUCGCAAUUCGCCCUUUCAUUCUUUUCGCGUACCCAUCCAUUCUGUGGAGUACUUUGGUAUACUCACUGAGCAUUGGCUGGCUGAUCGUCCUCUCCGAAUCGGUCUCUACGAUAUUCGAGAACAAGGCAACCUACAACUUUACUCCGCUUCAGGCCGGGUUAGUUUACGUUUCCCCCUUCAUAGGCGGCGUGUUGGGGACCGCUGUGGCGGGUAAAGUGAGCGAUCUCAUUGUGCGCUACAUGAGUCGACGCAAUGGCGGUGUCUAUGAGCCCGAGUUUCGACUGGUCAUGGCGAUUCCAGUGACAAUUGCGACCUGUAUUGGCCUGAUGGGUUACGGGUGGAGUGCUCAGGAGAGAGACAACUGGAUCGUGCCGACUGUGUUCUUUGGCAUCAUCAGCUUUGGGUGCGCGCUGGGUAGUACCACUUCUAUCACUUUUGCGGUGGACAGCUAUCGCCAAUACGCCGGUGAGGCUCUGGUCACUCUCAAUUUUUCGAAGAACAUCUUCCACGGCCUGGUCUUCUCCUUGUUUUUCAAUCGUUGGCUGGAUGCCGACGGGAUGAAGAACACGUUUGUUGCGAUCGGCGGCAUUCAGCUGGCUUGCUUGACAACAACAGUGCCGAUGUAUAUUUUUGGCAAGAGGGCACGAAUGUGGACGGUGAGGAAGAACUUUAUGGAGAAGUUCUAA